Messenger RNA from Exophiala xenobiotica, 1110 nucleotides. RefSeq lists its product as uncharacterized. Lineage: Eukaryota; Fungi; Ascomycota; Eurotiomycetes; Chaetothyriales; Herpotrichiellaceae. The record is from RefSeq and is a predicted model, not a curated record. Bases 290 to 724 code for a protein of 144 amino acids. The transcript is spliced from 3 exons.
CACCGCCAUCUUAUUGUACUCUCUUCUGGGCAUCGCUGCGUCGCUGCAGGAGUACUAGUAGUACUGGCAAGCUGGUACCAGGUAUUUAAGAACGCGAGCACCCCCUUCGAACUCUUACGGUAGCAGGAUCCCGUCAAAGAACUGUUGGGGGUCUUUUUCUGGUUACUGCAUCAAUACUAGUACCCGCCAUUCAUACGCGUACGCGUACCAGGUAUACUAGUAGUUUAUCACAAAUUCCGCGAAUUUGAUACGAGUUUCGAGAAAGAAAGAAAGAAGGAAGGAAAGAAGGAUGUGUUCCGAAGAAGACGACAGGAAGAAUCCUCGUCCCGUGCACGUUACGCUCGCCGAGGACGUCAAGACCGGCAAGGAUGGGCAGACGGAGGGGAUGGAGAGGCAGACCGCCAUAGUCAACCUCUCGCCCUCGAUCUGCGGGACCUUGAUGCGCGCACAGCCGCACACCGCCUCGGCCGUGCACCACCACGGCAGCCAGGACACGAUCGUGUACGCGGUUAGUGGGCACGGGAGCCUGGUCACCUCGUCGAACGACAGCGACGGCGACACCAGGCACGAUCUUAAGCCCGGCGAUUGGGCCCUCAUCCCGGCGUACCGCGAGCAUCAGGAGGUCAAUGAUGGCGAGGACGAGGCUGUUUGGGUCAUUGUCCGGGCGCCCUCGGGAGUGCCGCAGGUUGAGAACCUGAAGGGCUGGGGGGAUAGCAGACACUAACUACCUUCCGGGGUACAUGUUUGUGAAGAUGUGUGCAAGAUACAAGUUAGGGACGGAUCGAAAACGACAGGACUCAAGUCUUUUCACCAUCCUUGACGGUUGCAAGAUUUGAGCAGUGCCAGAGGGAAGCCAUGAAAAGCUCUGGGCAGGAGAGGACUGGCCACGGACGGCGAGAUAGACACAUUUGGCAAUGAAGACGACGCCGACAAGACAAACCCGGCGCUGGCCAAAUGCGCAUGAGGUGAAUUGCCGUCUGGUGAAGCCGUUCCAGCCGAGAAGAUUGCAUGAUAGCACGACCAGCAGGGCGUGGCGACGAAUUCCUUUUGUCCAGCAUCGGCCGGAUUCCUCUACACAAUACUCUGUACAGCUUCCUUAGCCAAAUCGCC